Myodes glareolus (Bank vole) is the source of this 9202-nucleotide messenger RNA. The record is from RefSeq and is a predicted model, not a curated record. NCBI's taxonomy places the organism in Eukaryota, Metazoa, Chordata, Mammalia, Rodentia, Cricetidae.
UUUCAGCCCGCUGAUCAACGUGCUGAGCUAAUAGCCGCAGAUAGAGGGCAUGCAGAUCCCCGCUAGCAGCUUGGAGUUAGUUUCUUCUUGUACCUGAGGCAGUUGGCAUGCUCCUCCAAACAUGGAGAGGGAGGCUGGGGCGCCUCCUCGGGUAAUACGUUAAGGGAUUCUGUUUUAUUAUGUUUUAUUCAUCUCCAGUAACACUUUGUAUGUGUGUGUGAUGAGGAACCAGCGUGGAUAUUAAUGCUUCAUCAGAAACAGGAGCAUAAUUUGUGAAUGAAUCAUCUUGAGAGUAGUGAGGGAGCCAACGCUGGUGGUUUGUAAAAGGAUGUGCCGGAGCGAUCUUGGCACCGGGAGUUACUGCAUGAGCUCACCUCGACUGAAGAGGAAACUUUAAAUGGCAAAUCAGUCUUGAGUGAAAUUUGACAGAAGAUGUUCCCACAGUGGGCUCUAUGGAAGUGUUUAUCCCAUGGGAUCAUCAUUGCUUCGCUCUUGACAGUCAGCUGGGGCCAGUACGAUGAUGAUUGCAAACUAGCUAGGGGAGGCCCACCAGCUACCAUCGUGGCCAUUGAUGAAGAGAGCCGGAAUGGUACAAUUCUGGUGGACAACAUGCUGAUUAAGGGGACUGCUGGAGGACCAGACCCCACCAUAGAGCUCUCUUUAAAGGACAACGUGGACUACUGGGUGUUGUUGGACCCUGUUAAACAGAUGCUUUUCCUGAACAGUACCGGAAGAGUUCUGGACAGAGACCCACCAAUGAACAUACACUCCAUCGUGGUGCAAGUCCAGUGUGUCAACAAGAAGGUUGGCACAGUUAUCUAUCACGAAGUACGCAUUGUGGUGCGGGACAGGAAUGACAACUCACCCACCUUCAAGCACGAAAGCUACUACGCCACAGUGAACGAGCUCACUCCAGUUGGCACCACAAUAUUCACGGGGUUUUCAGGAGACAAUGGAGCUACAGACAUCGAUGAUGGCCCAAAUGGACAGAUAGAGUAUGUCAUUCAGUACAACCCAGAAGAUCCGACAUCCAACGACACCUUUGAAAUCCCACUCAUGCUAACCGGAAAUGUGGUGCUGAGGAAACGACUCAACUAUGAGGACAAGACUCGCUACUACGUCAUCAUCCAAGCUAACGACCGUGCCCAGAAUCUGAAUGAGAGGCGAACAACCACCACUACCCUCACGGUGGACAUUCUAGAUGGAGAUGACCUAGGACCAAUGUUUCUGCCCUGUGUCCUUGUGCCAAACACCCGUGACUGCCGUCCACUCACCUACCAAGCUGCCAUUCCUGAACUGAGGACUCCGGAAGAACUGAACCCCAUUUUGGUGACUCCACCUAUCCAAGCCAUUGAUCAGGACCGAAACAUCCAGCCGCCAUCAGAUCGACCCGGCAUCCUCUACUCCAUCCUUGUCGGCACCCCUGAGGACUACCCCCGCUUCUUCCACAUGCAUCCCAGGACUGCGGAGCUCACUCUUCUGGAGCCAGUCAACAGAGACUUCCACCAGAAAUUUGAUUUGGUUAUUAAGGCUGAGCAGGACAACGGCCACCCGCUUCCCGCCUUUGCUAGUCUACAUAUCGAAAUACUGGAUGAAAACAAUCAGAGCCCGUAUUUCACAAUGCCCAGCUAUCAAGGGUACAUCCUGGAAUCUGCACCAGUGGGCGCCACCAUUUCUGAGAGCGUAAACCUAACCACUCCUCUGAGAAUUGUAGCUCUGGACAAAGACAUAGAAGACACAAAAGAUCCAGAACUCCACCUUUUCCUGAACGAUUAUACCUCAGUCUUCACUGUUACCCCCACCGGCAUCACCCGCUACCUGACCCUCCUUCAGCCUGUGGACAGGGAAGAACAGCAAACAUAUACCUUUCUGAUAACAGCAUUUGAUGGUGUACAAGAAAGUGAACCAGUUGUGGUCAAUAUCCGAGUGAUGGACGCAAAUGAUAACACACCAACCUUCCCCGAAAUCUCCUAUGACGUCUAUGUUUACACAGACAUGCGUCCUGGGGACAGUGUCAUUCAGCUGACGGCAGUAGACGCUGAUGAAGGCUCUAAUGGGGAGAUCUCUUAUGAAAUCCUGGUGGGCGCCCAGGGAGACUUCGUCAUCAACAGGACCACGGGGCUGGUGAGCAUUGCACCAGGAGUGGAGCUGAUUGUGGGACAGACAUACGCACUGACAGUGCAGGCUUCGGACAACGCCCCGCCUGCAGAGAGAAGGCACUCCAUCUGCACGGUGUACAUCGAGGUUCUACCUCCCAACAACCAGAGCCCUCCCCGCUUCCCGCAGCUGAUGUACAGCCUGGAAGUCAGCGAAGCCAUGAGGAUCGGCGCUGUUUUAUUAAAUCUACAGGCAACUGAUCGAGAGGGAGACCCAAUCACAUAUGCCAUCGAGAAUGGAGACCCUCAGCGAGUUUUUAAUCUUUCAGAAACCACGGGGAUUCUCACGCUAGGGAAGGCGCUAGACAGGGAGAGCACAGACCGCUACAUCCUCAUCGUCACAGCCUCGGAUGGCAGGCCCGAUGGGACCUCCACUGCCACUGUGAACGUCGUGGUGACAGACGUCAAUGACAACGCUCCCGUGUUUGAUCCCUAUCUGCCCAGGAAUCUCUCCGUGCUGGAGGAGGAGGCCAAUGCCUUCGUGGGACAAGUGAGGGCAACAGAUCCAGAUGCUGGGAUCAACGGCCAAGUGCACUACAGCCUGGGUAACUUCAACAACCUCUUCCGCAUCACGUCCAAUGGGAGCAUUUACACAGCCGUGAAGCUGAACAGGGAAGUCAGGGACCACUAUGAACUGGUUGUUGUGGCAACGGAUGGAGCCGUGCACCCUCGGCAUUCAACUCUGACACUGUACAUCAAGGUGUUGGACAUUGAUGAUAACAGUCCUGUUUUUACCAAUUCAACAUACACAGUAGUUGUUGAAGAGAAUCUUCCAGCUGGGACCACCUUCCUUCAAAUAGAGGCCAAGGAUGUUGAUCUUGGAGCAAAUGUGUCGUAUCGGAUCAGAAGCCCUGAGGUGAAGCACCUUUUUGCACUUCAUCCAUUUACGGGAGAAUUGUCGCUUUUGAGGAGUUUGGAUUAUGAGGCCUUUCCUGACCAGGAAGCCAGCAUCACAUUCUUGGUGGAAGCCUUUGAUAUUUAUGGAACAAUGCCACCUGGAAUAGCGACAGUCACAGUAAUUGUAAAGGACAUGAAUGACUACCCUCCGGUAUUUAGUAAACGUAUCUACAAGGGGAUGGUGGCUCCAGAUGCUGUCAAAGGGACACCAAUCACGACCGUGUAUGCUGAAGAUGCAGACCCUCCUGGUUUGCCUGCAAGUCGGGUGAGGUAUCGAGUGGAUGAUGUGCAGUUUCCGUACCCUGCCAGCAUUUUUGAUGUAGAAGAAGAUUCUGGAAGAGUAAUAACUCGUGUCAAUCUUAAUGAAGAGCCUACAACCAUUUUUAAGCUGGUGGUUGUGGCUUUUGAUGAUGGCGAGCCUGUGAUGUCCAGCAGUGCCACCGUGAGAAUUCUCGUCUUACAUCCUGGAGAGAUCCCACGCUUCACCCAAGAGGAAUAUAGGCCUCCUCCUGUAAGUGAGCUUGCCACCAAAGGGACUGUAGUUGGUGUCAUUUCUGCCGCCGCUAUCAAUCAAAGCAUUGUGUACUCCAUUGUGGCAGGAAAUGAGGAAGAUAAGUUCGGAAUCAACAAUGUCACAGGGGUUAUCUACGUGAACGCACCACUGGAUUACGAAACACGGACCAGCUACGUGCUUCGGGUGCAAGCAGAUUCUCUGGAAGUGGUCCUCGCCAAUCUCCGGGUUCCUUCAAAAAGCAACACAGCUAAAGUGUACAUUGAGAUUCAGGAUGAAAACGAUCACCCCCCAGUGUUUCAGAAGAAAUUCUACAUUGGCGGUGUGUCUGAGGAUGCAAGGAUGUUUGCCUCUGUGCUCAAAGUGAAGGCUACCGACAGGGACACCGGAAACUAUAGUGCCAUGGCCUAUAGGCUCAUCAUACCGCCCAUUAAAGAGGGCAAAGAGGGAUUUGUGGUGGAAACAUACACCGGACUCCUCAAGACAGCCAUGCUCUUCCACAACAUGAGGAGAUCCUACUUCAAGUUCCAAGUGAUCGCAACUGACGACUACGGGAAGGGGUUGAGCGGGAAAGCGGACGUGCUGGUAUCAGUGGUCAAUCAACUGGAUAUGCAGGUCAUUGUCUCCAAUGUACCGCCUACGUUAGUGGAGAAGAAGAUCGAAGACCUCACAGAGAUUUUGGAUCGCUAUGUUCAGGAGCAAAUUCCUGGUGCCAAGGUUGUGGUAGAGUCCAUUGGUGCCCGUCGCCAUGGAGACGCGUUCUCCUUAGAAGACUACAGCAAGUGCGAUCUGACUGUCUAUGCCAUCGACCCCCAGACCAACAGAGCCAUCGACAGAAAUGAGCUUUUUAAAUUCCUGGAUGGCAAACUGCUCGAUAUCAAUAAAGACUUCCAACCUUAUUACGGGGAAGGAGGACGCAUUCUGGAGAUCCGGACUCCUGAGGCCGUGACGAGCAUCAAGAAGCGAGGGGAAAGCUUAGGGUACACGGAAGGGGCCUUGCUGGCUUUGGCCUUCAUCAUCAUCCUCUGCUGCAUCCCGGCCAUCUUGGUUGUCUUAGUGAGCUACCGACAACGCCAGGCUGAGUGCACCAAGACUGCAAGAAUCCAGUCUGCCAUGCCUGCAGCCAAGCCUGCAGCUCCCAUGCCUGCGGCACCACCACCACCACCUCCUCCAGGGCCACAUCUCUAUGAGGAACUGGGAGACAGCACCAUGUAUGAAAUGCCCCAGUAUGGAAGUCGCCGCCGACUGCUGCCACCUGCUGGCCAAGAGGAGUACGGUGAAGUCAUGGAAGAAGCGGAAGAGGAAUAUGAAGAGGAAGAGUGGGCAAGAAAAAGAAUGAUCAAGUUAGUGGUCGAUCGAGAAUAUGAAAGCAGCUCCACUGGGGAAGACAGUGCUCCUGAGUGUCAGAGAAGCUGUCCCCACAAGCCCGGUGGACACAGCAAGGUCAACGGCAACAUCUACAUCGCACAGAACGGCUCCGUGGUGAGAACUCGCCGUGCCUGCCUUGCUGAUAACUUGAAGGUCCCCUCCCCUGUGCCACUCGGGAGGCGUGUGAAGAAGUUAGACAAGUUGGCAGUGACACGUGAGGAGAAUGUGCCCUUGAACACACUGUUCAAGGGGCCAUUUCCUACAGAGAAAGUAAAAAGAACCCCGACUCUGGUCACAUUUGCCCCGUGCCCCGUGGUGGCCGAGCACUCGGCAGUGAAGCCAUCAGGGACCAGGCUGAAAAACACAGCCGAGCAGGAGUCCAUGGUAGACAGUAGGCUCUCCAGAGAAUCGAUGGAAUUCCACGGUGACAAUACGCCAUCGGAUGAGGAGGAGCUCUGGAUGGGCCCAUGGAACAGCCUCCAUAUACCAAUGACAAAACUCUGACCAAUAAAAAAAAAAACUUGGUUUUUACUUGUUUUUAAUGAACUGUGCUUUUUAUUGUCACAAAAAUCAACAUAUGGGGUUUAUAACAUGUGCACAAGCUAAUAUUUUGAACAAUAUGCUUUACAAUGAGAGAGAGAGAGAGAGAGAGAGAGAGAGAGAGAGAGAGAGAGAGAGAGGACAUUUGUAGCAGUUGUUAGCUCCAGAAAACCUUCAUAGACAGAUUCAAUUUGCUAAGUAGCAUAUCACUUAAAAGUUUAGCUAUUGGUUGGAUCUUGAAUUAGUUUUCAAUGUAAUAAAUAAGAAAUAGCAGUAAAUAUCAUUUAAUUUUUUGUUAACAUAUAUUGUGCUCCACUUCUAGAUUUUCAGCACAUGUAAUUUUAUUUUCUAUGGGACGAGGGACUUUUAUGGGUUUGAGAUUUAUACAGACACUGUCUGCACAUUGCUGACUUUAUAAAUGAAAAAUUGCCUUGCAAAGCAACAGUCCAUGUGGGAAUCGCUUGGAAGUUAUUUUUAAUCCAGGAGUUGCUUUACUUAUUAUCCACAAUGAAGUUUUAAAGAUUUUGAAGGAAUGGUUUUAGACGUUAGGAAGAACACUUGAGGUCAAGCUUUUUUAAAAAAAAUUAAUUAAAUAAAUAAUUUCCAGUUUUACCUGAUGCAUAUUUACAGAUGUCUGCACACAUUCUAACCACCCCAAAUAUAGCCAUGCCUACUGGUGUCUGCACACACUCUAGCCACCCCAAAUGUAGUCACACCUACUGGUGUCUGCACACACUCUAGCCACCCCAAAUGUAUUCACACCUACAAGUAUCUGCACACACUCCAUGCACCCCAAAUGUAUCCAUGCCUACAGGUGUCUGCACACACUCUAGCCACUCCAAACAUAGCGAAUAAUCUAACCACUUGAAAUUCAGCAACCAUUUGGAGCAACAUAGAAACCUUACUCACAGCUAAAGCUUACGGAGGAGUAGAGAGGAUCAAAUAGACAGUAAUGCUUCUGGAAGCCCGGAAGGUGGAUGGCAUGGCCAGGCAACAAAGUCUCGAUGUGACUAGGCAUGAAUAUUUUAGAAGCCCAGCACACAAGGAUGUAUCAGGGUCAUGGAUACAUGUAAUGUGUGAAAUGCAUAUAUAGUUUCAUUGCAUUGAUGCAUUUAACUUCUCCCAGCUCCAGUUUAUUUAUAGGUAAUUUUAAUGCACAUAUUUAUGUGCUAUGGCCCAAAGCCAGAAAAAUGAUUGUCUGCGUAUUUGUCUUAUCUUGUCUGCAAAUGUGUCUUCAUUUUCCACCUCAGAACAAAGCAUUGUGUUUUAUCAUUAAUGAAAGCUAAACAAAAUAUCCUUUAAAUAUCACCAUGUGUGUUGCAUAUUCUGCAGAAGUAGAAAGGAUGACCAAUGUAGGCUAAAAGAAUUCAGAAUUUUAAUGAGUAUGUCUUAGUGUGAUAUAGAUAUAGUUCAUUUCAAAUUUUACACAAGUUGACCAAGUUCAUAUUUCAAUUAAAUUCCCUCAGGCAUGCUUAUUAUGUGGUUAAAAAACUAAUUAGGACAUUCUUAUUCAUUUCCCUACCUGGGCCACAUUUUUAAAAGGUUUUAAAGUAUUAUUUUCAUAUUUGCAAGGUAAAGGAAUUAUAUUCACCAGCUUCUAUUUUCUGUGACUAGUGUGUUUCUAUUUCAGAUGUCUGAACAUAUUUGUUCCUGACAUCUCAUUUUAUUGGGAAUUAAUUCCCUUUUGUACCCUUAGAAAACCCAUCAGCAUUAAUAGUAAUGUAAGAAGUAUGGAAUCAGGCCUACCCUCGCAGGCUUACUAACAAGAAUGCAUCUUUCCACAGUAUCGAAGGCAGCUUGUGUGCAUACUGAAGGCUGUGAAGCAGUGAUGUAGUGCAGGCCUUAUUCAUCCAAGCGCCAAAGCAAUUGCUUGUGACAUACAGUGUUUUCAUAGCUCUCAGAUUAAGCAUUCAUAGUUCCCUAUUAGCAUAGUCAUUGAUCACUGGCUGUAAUUUAAUAUUUUCAUGCCAUUCCAUGGUGAUGUUUACUAGCCUCCGCUGAUAUUCUUUGUGCAUACAGCUCUGUGUAUUUUUUCUUCCUUUAGCUGCAGGCUGUAAAAUUUAACUUAUUUGUUGCUGUUGCUUUCGCGAUUGUUUGUUUGUUUGUUUCGAGCCAGAGUUUCUUAUCCUUUGGUAGGGAAGUUUAUAGUGUUUUAUGCUUUGGUUAUUGCUAUUGAAAAAAAAAACUUGGGGUUGUGGUAAGAUAUGAGCUGUAUGGGUCUCAGAAAAUUUCUGGACCAUCAUUAUGAACUAUGAGCAUAGUUCUGAAGACAGGGGUUUUUUUUGCCCAAGAUUAAUGCCCUAACAUGAUAGAAAACAUUGUAUUUUCAAGAUCUCAUUUUGUAAGACAAUAUGCAGCUAUUGAAACCCAGAGGCGUGCCUAUUUCAGCCCUUACAAGAUGAAGGUUUUGAUACAAAUGAUGACGAGGUUAGUCUAUUCCUGGGGUAAGAUAAUGAGCAGCCUUGAUAUGGAACAACCAAAUCAAAUAUUUGGCCGGUGUAGUAGGAGAAGAGAGACAGCACUAGAACCCUGGCUAAAUAGAGCUGGAUCAGUUGAAUUGUUGCAUUCACGAAGACUUUGAACAGCCCAUAAAAUCCUGACUUGUAAUUAAAACUGCCGAGCACAGGGGAAAUGCCUAGGUAUAUUUAAUCUUAAAAGAGUUAGCAUAGAUGGCAUUUCUGUGUAAGUGUGUGGAAGGAAAUUUGAGGCUGGUUUUACUGGAAGGGCAUAGCAAGUUCCUUCUGCUUUUGUUCUUAACACCAGCUUCCAAUAAGGCAAAAAGAAAAAGAAAAACACAAAAAACCCGCAGCUCCCAAAGAACCAACCUAAGCUGCAGAUACCAUCAAGUACUGUUGUGAAUCGUGACUUCAGAAGCUGUAGACAUGAAAGCCAAGAACUGAAGCAAUCGGUGUGGCAAGGUUUUGACCACUCGGUGACCAUUAGCUCCCCAUGUCCUGAGUCUCUAGAUUUCUUCUUCUCAUUGGUUGAAAAUCCCGAGAGCUGUCACAGAACUCCAAGUGAAGAGCAGCCCAAAGGACCUUCUUAAAGUUAAGGAACAAGCUUACCUUGAAGUUCCCACUGCCAGCAGUGAUGUGAAAACAUGUUGUUUGCCCUCUGCAGUUCUUCCUAACGAUUGCUGUAGCUACAAUCAAAACGUUGUUAAUGACAUUUAUUUAUCACAGAGCAAGAAAUCAUUGAACAUUGACUCGUGAACGAAGCCAUUGUCUUUCUUCCUUUCAUGGACCUUCUUUUAUCUCUGGUUCUGCUUUGUUCCUUGCUUGCACUUUACAUAGUAAGGAGAACUUACAGACUCCUUCAGUUCACUGGGGAAACAGGCUGAAUGUGCUAAGAAUCUAUUCUCAGGGCAGAUGCCUCCUGUGCCUAUCAGUACCACAGUGGUGCGUCUGAGGGGUGAGUUCAAAUAGUAUCCAGGACUCCAUUUCGUAUAGAAAGUUUCUCCCUAAUCAACGGUAAUAACAUGAAUUUUUUGCUGUAUUUCCCUUUUGUUUUAGCAUUAGUUGAUUCCAUUUACUUUUUAUUUCACUGAAGUCUAGUUUAAGUUUCUGGUAAGUUAAGCACAGGUAUGGAAAAUGUGGACAUCGUCUAGAGUUUAGAAAUUAUCAGGACAGUCACUGCUUUUCCGAUUUUUCAAAUACCUGUUCUUCCUUCAAUAUUUUGUUCCCAUAUGAGAAAAUCAAGUUUGAAGUCUGAGUUAAAGUACAUUGUUAUA